CAGUUCAUGCAUGGCGCAUGGCAACGUAAUAGGGGCGGGGCUUAAAUUGUAUUUUGUGAUAUCUCCGUAGACUAUCAUGUACCUAAUGUCUUCUCACAGGAAACAUGCUCAGUCACAUGGAACUUGCUCUUCUUGUGAAGUGCUAAAGAAAGAAAAUGCUUCCUUGAAAUCAGAGCUAGAAACUUUAAAGAUUGACUACACUCAAUUAAUAAAGGAGAUGUCAGUUGAGAAUUUUAGUGAGAGACGAGCCAAUUUAUUAAAAGCUCACAUACUCCAGCUGGAGCGACAGUUAUUAAUAUUAUCUGAUGCUCUUGACGGCCAGGUUCAAUUGCUAUCUGAUCUUCAGGUUUAUGGGGAGGCACUGGAAUAUAAGAUAAAAAAUAAAGAGCCAAUUGCUGAAGAUGCAACACGUUUGAGAAAGUUAAAUCAAAGGCUUAAAAAAGUUUCAUGUGCCAGUGAAGAUGUUGCUCUACCUUUAGUGUAUACUGGUGGAUUAUCAAAGCCACUCACAAUAUUGGACUCUUUAUCUAACAAAGAUAAUAUAUCACUUAGAGAAAUAAGUUGGAUGGAGAGUGAACUAUCAAAGCUACAUAACCAGUUACGAAGGCUUCAUACCUCCCUCUCUUUAUUACCAAAGUGUACUCCAAGUACUACCUACUCUAAAGGAGGUUGAUCCUCUUUAUAAACUGCUGGAUCACUCAAGUAUUGAAGUGUCUGGCACAAUGG
This is a messenger RNA of Amphimedon queenslandica, 726 nucleotides long. RefSeq lists its product as uncharacterized. The transcript has 7 exons. The record is from RefSeq and is a predicted model, not a curated record. Bases 77 to 673 code for a protein of 198 amino acids. NCBI's taxonomy places the organism in Eukaryota, Metazoa, Porifera, Demospongiae, Haplosclerida, Niphatidae.